Patiria miniata (bat star) is the source of this 2977-nucleotide messenger RNA. RefSeq lists its product as uncharacterized. Lineage: Eukaryota; Metazoa; Echinodermata; Asteroidea; Valvatida; Asterinidae. The coding region runs from base 1 to 2292 and encodes 763 amino acids. Gene Ontology annotation, biological process: Notch signaling pathway. The record is from RefSeq and is a predicted model, not a curated record. Gene Ontology annotation, molecular function: Notch binding; calcium ion binding. The transcript is spliced from 14 exons.
AUGGCCGGUGGAUCGCACCGAUUCGCGGGGUGGCCUCAACUAGCCGCAGCGGUGGUGUUAAUUCAGAUUACUACAAUCACUGAUUGCGUAGAAGCGUUUCCCGAAAGAUCAGGUGAUUUCAUCCCUCCGCAAUUUGUUACCUGCCCGGGAAACAUUGACCGGACCGGAUCGGUGGGCAACGCGACUGCCGGUGUGUCGGUGUCCUGGCCCCCACCAAACGCCACCGACAGCGGCGGUGGAACGGUGAGUCUCUACCAAACGGCCGGGCUUCCGUCUGGUUCCCGCUUUCACGAAGGAACACAUUUCAUCGCCUAUACUGCAACGGAUGCUGCGGGGAAUACGGCUACAUGCUCGUUUUACGUUCAAGUUGCUUUCAACGCUGAUUACUGUUCGUCUCACCCAUGUCUGAAUGGAGGGCUUUGUGUUUCUGCGACCAACUCAUACCUGUGUGUUUGCACAACAGGAUAUGUCGGUGUUCGAUGUGAUGCAGAUUUAAAUGAAUGUGCGUCAGUCCCAUGCCUUAAUGGCGGUGUUUGCAACGACGGUGUAGGCAGAUAUGAUUGCUCCUGUAGGCCAGGCUAUACCGGUACACACUGUGAGGUGUACGAUCAUGCAUCAACAACGCCCAGCCCAACCCCAGAUCCAUGUUCGCCACCACCCUGUCAAAACGGCGGAUCGUGUAUGGCGUCUCUUGGGAGUUAUUAUACCUGCGUGUGUGCCGCUGGGUCCUACGGAGCUAACUGUGAACACCAAGAUCCAUGUUCCCGAUCGCCAUGUCAUAACGGCGGAACGUGCCACCGGGUCAGUAACGAGAACUUUUCCUGCGACUGUGCGGUCGGUUUUAGCGGCUCCCUAUGCGAGAACGGAGUUGAUUUCAUCCCUCCGCAAUUUGUUACCUGCCCGGGAAACAUUGACCGGACCGGAUCGGUGGGCAACGCGACUGCCGGUGUGUCGGUGUCCUGGCCCCCACCAAACGCCACCGACAGCGGCGGUGGAACGGUGACUCUCUACCAAACGGCCGGGCUUCCGUCUGGUUCCCGCUUUCACGAAGGAACACAUUCCAUCGCCUAUACUGCAAUAGAUGCCGCGGGGAAUACGGCUACAUGCUCGUUUUACGUUCAAGUUGCUUUCAACGCUGAUCCCUGUUCACCACCACCAUGUCUGAACGGCGGAGUGUGCACAAGGACUGGCGUGAGACUUUAUACCUGCAGGUGUGCCGCUGGGUUCUACGGAGCUAACUGUGAGCAUGUGCAAGAUCCAUGUUCCCGAUCGCCAUGUCUUAACGGCGGAACGUGCCAACGGGUCAGUAACGAAAACUUUUCCUGCGAUUGUGCGGUUGGUUUUAGCGGCUCCCUAUGCGAGAACGGAGCUUUCGAAAGUUGUCCGGAGAGCAUUCGUGUGACCCUGCCCCUCGGUGAGACACAUGGCUACGUCACUUGGGCCGAGCCCGAACUCAGCGUCGGAUUUGAAUUGGGGAUGGCCAGAUCAAAUUUCGAGCCUGGGAGUUCGUUCGCAAUCGGGCAUCACAGGGUCGUGUACAUGUACGGGAAUGCAUAUACCACGGGGUGUGUCUUCUAUAUCAACGUUGUUGUUGAAAACACAGACCCUUACAUUCAGGACUGCCCUCAAGAUGUCCAAGUUAACCUACCGUCUGGCCAGCUCGAGGCCUACGUCACGUGGUCCCAACCCCAGGUGAUUGGUGGUGGCGGGCACGUGGUCGAUGUCGUCACAGCAGGGGGCGGGCAGACGAAACCUGGUGCCCGGUUCUCCGCUGGUAACCACGAGUUGGUCUAUCAGAUCAAGCAAAACGCCACCGAAUGGCGGAGACUGUGUUCGUUCAACGUGAACGUCAUGGAAAACGGAGCCCCCGCCGCAAACGACUUUUACUGCGGCACCAGCGACCAUACCACCACCCUCGUUCUCGGAAGUAUUCUUAUCGUCGCUGUAGUUGCAUGCGUCGGCCUUUGCUUCCUGUAUUCAAGGACCAGACGACAGCUAUCCAGAGGUGGGUCUCGUUCCAUGGUUCCCAUAGACUCUGUUGCAGCCAAGCCUAAGGCGAUCAACAACAUCAGCAACUUCAGCGACCCGGGGCAAAGGUCCAGGUACCAGACCAACACCCAGCAGCUCCCGCCCAUCCCGCUGCCCAAACCUGGUCUGGUACCCGAGGACAACGCUUACGAGGCGUUGGACAACUACGGCUACAUGUGCCUUGAGUUACAGAAGCACAACAGGGACGGGUACCAGCUGCCCAGAGCCGUGUACCAGGCGUCCAAAGGAAUCAAUGAGUAUUAGCUAUUGUCUUUGGAAUUAUGAACCACGCAGAGGGAAACUGACUAGGAAUAUUAUACCAAUUGAAAAUUCAAACAAAGAAAUUGACCGGAGCGGGCCACACUGGUUUAUGGCUUCUGACUAGCGCCCCUUGAGCAAAGAUAUUGACCAAUUUGGGAACCGCCAACAUAGGUCUGGAUAACUCAGUUGGUAGAGCACCGCAACGGUAAUCCGGAGGUCGCAGGGUCAAGCUAUUCAAGCCUUGCAUGCUCCAGUCAAUUUCUUUGUUCAAUUUUUCAAUUGUCUUUGAAAUUUGUUGUUCAAUUUCUUUAGUUAAAAUAUUGUGUCUAAUAACCAUUCGUUUAUAAUCUAGUGAGAAUGCGCAGAACUUGUACGUGUAUAUACUGAGCCCCAAAGUGUGCAAUCCUGAAGGAACCUAUAUAAUGGCGGGAAGCCUUGUCACUUUUUUUGUGACAAGUUUGUAAACAGGUAAUUGGUUGAAAAGUCUGAUAAUCAGAUAAUUGUUUGAUCAGAUAAUUGUUUGGUCUGUAUAAAAUGUGUCCGUAUUCCAUUGUAGGCCCCUGAUGUACCGGUACGUAUGAUGAAUGUUUAUGAGUGCAAUGAAGAAUGAUUCCAUUCGGUGACACGAGGCGAAGCUGAGCGGAAUGGAACAUCCCAUCUGCUACUGAAAAUUAUUCUUUCCAUUGCA